Perca flavescens (yellow perch) is the source of this 7783-nucleotide messenger RNA. RefSeq names its product myosin binding protein C3 (gene mybpc3). Gene Ontology annotation, cellular component: M band. The transcript is spliced from 33 exons. The record is from RefSeq and is a predicted model, not a curated record. Gene Ontology annotation, molecular function: myosin heavy chain binding. Bases 64 to 3873 code for a protein of 1269 amino acids. Gene Ontology annotation, biological process: ventricular cardiac muscle tissue morphogenesis; sarcomere organization. Lineage: Eukaryota; Metazoa; Chordata; Actinopteri; Perciformes; Percidae.
CGGGGUUGAGAUAGACGGCAGACUGUUUGGGUGAGUCACACUGUGGAGAGGACAUCAUUCAGGAUGCCAGAGCCAGUCAAAAAAGCAGUUUCAGCAUUUGCCAAGAAACCAAAGACUCAGGAGGCAGAGGAGGGGUCCUCUGUGGUCUUUGAAGCAGAGACAGAGAAGCCUGAUGCUAAAGUAAAAUGGCAGUGCAACUCAAAGGACAUUGCCAGUGGCGACAAAUAUGUGAUCACAGCCGACGGAAACAAGCACUCCCUCGCUAUAAAAGCUAUUACCAAGGAAGAUGCCAAUGUCUACGCGGUGAUUGCUGGGGGUUCAAAGGUCAAGUUUGACCUGAAGGUUGUUUCAAAGCCAGCUGAGGCCCCUGCUGCUGCACCUGGGGAGUCUGGUGUAGAACCAGAACAGGCUCCUGCUCCGCCUGCACCAGCACCCACAGAGGACCAGACCACUGCUCCAACAUAUGACGCUCCUCCAGCUGAGGACGGACAGCCUCCGGACACCAGACAGGACCUGAUUGGACUGUUCACAGAGAAACCCCAGAGUGGGGAGGUCACUGUAGGUGAAAACAUCACGUUUGUCGCUAAAGUGAAUGCUGAGUCAUUGCUGAAGAAACCCACCAUCAAAUGGUUCAAAGGGAAGUGGAUGGACCUCGCCAGCAAGUCUGGAAAACACCUGCAGCUAAAGGAGACAUAUGACCGCAGCAGUAAGGUCUACACGUUUGAGAUGCAAAUCAUCGCAGCCAAGCCUAACUUUGCUGGAGCUUACAGAUGUGAGGUUACAUCCAGGGACAAGUUUGACAGCUGUAAUUUUGAGUUGGCUGUACAUGAGGCUUGUGCUGCUGAAGGGCUCGACAUAAGAGCAGCUUUUAGGCGCACUAGUACCGAUGGAAAGGAAGACUCGGGAGAGCUGGACUUCAGUACCUUAUUAAAAAAGAGAGACAGUUUCUUAAAAUCCUCAAAUCGAGCCGUGCAGGUGAGCACAGAGCCGGACCUCGACGUGUGGGAUAUUCUCAGCCAUGCGCCUUCUUCAGAAUAUGAGAAGAUUGCUUUUCAGCACGGCAUUACCGACCUGAGAGGCAUGCUCAAGAGACUUAAGAAGAUGAAGAAAGAAGAGAAGAAAAGUGCAGCUUUCCUCAAAAAGAUGGAUCCUGCUUACCAAGUGACAAAAGGACAUAAAAUAAAACUGGCCAUUGAGGUCGCCAACCCAGAUGUUGAGGUGAAAUGGCUGAAGAAUGGACAAGCAAUUCAACCAACUGGAAGCAAGUACAUCUUUGAGAGUGUUGGCAACAUGCGCUACCUCACCAUCAACCACUGCUCCUUGGCAGAUGAUGCAGCAUAUUGCUGCGUGGUGGGAGAGGAGAAAUGCACCACUGAGCUCUUUGUUAAAGAGCCUCCCAUCAUGAUUGUGAAGAACCUGGAGGAUCAGAUGGUCAUGAAGGGCGAGCGGGUGGAGUUAGAGUGUGAAGUCUCAGAGGAAGGAGCCAAUGUUAAAUGGGAGAAAGACGGUGUGGAAUUAACAAGAGACGAGUCUUUCAAGUAUCGCUUCAAGAAAGAUGGCUGCAAACAUGUCCUAAUAAUUAAUGAGGCCACGAAAGAAGACUGCGGCCACUACAAGGUUAAAACGAACGGUGGCGAGUCUAUGGCUGAACUUUUGGUGCAGGAGAAAGACUUGGAGGUCUACCAGAGCAUUGCAGACCUCACAGUGAAGGCAAAGGAUCAGGCGCUGUUUAAGUGUGAGGUGUCGGAUGAGAAUGUGAGGGGAACCUGGUACAAGAAUGGUGUAGAAGUCAAGCCCGAUGCCAGAAUAAAUAUCACCCAUAUUGGCAGGAUCCACAAACUGACCAUUGAUGAGGUCAAACCAGAGGAUGAGGGAGACUACACUUUUGUGCCAGAUGGCCACGCCUUUAACCUUUCUGCUAAACUCAACUUCCUGGAGGUGAAGAUUGAUUAUGUACCGCGCCAAGAUCCUCCCAAGAUCCACCUGGACUGUAUGGGUCGCACUGCCGAGUCAACCAUUGUAGUGGUGGCUGGCAACAAACUGCGUCUGGAUGUCCCUAUCACUGGAGACCCUGCACCCACAGUGGUCUGGACCAAAGGAGAGAGGGCUAGUUCUGUAAAACCUGACGGAGAGAAGAAAGAAAGGCCGGCAUCCUCUUGGACACUGAACGAUGGGGAAGUUGUCACAGAUGGAGACGGCAGGGUCCAUGUGGAAACCACCAAAGGACACUGUGUCUUCACCAUUGAGGGGGCAGAGAGGCAGGACGAGGGAAUCUACUCUGUUGUGGUUCGAAACCCCGCUGGGGAGGACACUGCAGAUAUCAAUGUGAAAGUUGUCGAUGUUCCAGAUCCUCCCCAGGCUCCCAGAAUCCUCAGCGUGGGAGAGGACUCCUGUGUAGUCCAGUGGGACCCCCCUCUGUUUGAUGGUGGACAGCCAGUUAUUGGCUACGUGCUGGAGAGAAAGAAGAAGAAGAGCUACAGGUGGAUGAGACUGAACUUUGACCCUUAUCCGGACACGACCUAUGAAGCCAAGCGGAUGAUUGAAGGAGUGGAGUAUGAGAUGCGAGUCUAUGCUGUCAACGGCAUCGGCUUGUCUCGUCACAGUUCAGCUUCACAGCCUUUCGUGCCAGUCGCCCCCACAAGUGAGCCCAUUGGACUCUGUGUCGACGACAUCAGUGACACUUCCAUCUCUCUGAAGUGGCGGCCGCCUGAGAGGAUCGGCUCAGCUGAACUCGAGGGUUAUGGGGUUGAGUACUGCAAGGAGGGCACAGAUGAAUGGAUACCAGCCAUUCAGGGUCUGACUGACCGGACAUCAUUGACCAUCAAAAAUCUCACCACCGGAGACAAGCUGCAGUUCCGUGUGCGGGCCUACAACAUGGCAGGACCCAGUGUUCCCACCACUCUGGCUCAGCCUGUCACCAUCAGAGAGAUAAUGCAACGCCCUAAAAUUUGGCUCCCCAGAAAUCUCCGCCAGACUCUUAUCAAGACAGUUGGAGAAACUGUCAAUCUUGUGAUUCAAUUCCAGGGUAAGCCCAGGCCAAAGGUCACAUGGAGCAAAGACGGGGAGCUUCUGAGCCCCACAUUCGCUAGUGUCAGGAACAGCGAUACGGAUACGAUCCUCUUCAUCCGCAGGACAGAGAGAAAUCACUCCGGGAAGUAUGAACUCCAGGUGCAGAUUGAGAACAUGGAAGACACAGCAAGUAUCACACUGCAGAUUGUUGAUCUCCCAGGGCCCCCUCAGGCUAUGAAGAUCACAGAUAUCUGGGGCUUCAAUGUGGCACUCGAGUGGAAGCCGCCGAAGGACAAUGGUAACUGUGAAAUAACUGGUUACACCGUUCAGAAAGCUGACAAGAAGACCAUGGAGUGGUUUACGGUCUACGAGCAGUACAGGCGAACCAACUGCGUCGUGUCUGACCUCAUCAUGGGGAAUGAGUAUGUCUUCCGAGUCUUUGCCAUCAACCUGGUGGGUCUCAGCCCUGAGCCCUGCAACACAGCAGACAGCGCUUACAUCCAGAAAACCGGUAUCGAGUACAAGCCGCCCACCUACAAGGAACAUGACUUCUCACAGGCUCCCAAGUUCACACAUCCGUUGGUGAACCGUUCUAUCAUAGCAGGAUACAGCACGACCCUCAGCUGCUCUGUCAGAGGAACGCCAAAGCCCAAAGUGACCUGGUACAAAAACAAGAUGGACAUCUCGAACGAAGCCAAGUACCGGAUGCUCAGUAAACAAGGUGUUCUGACGCUGGAGAUCCGUAAGCCCUGUACGUUCGAUGGGGGAGUGUAUAUGUGCAAAGCAGUCAAUGACAGCGGAGAGGACAUAGUGGAGUGUAAACUGGACGUCCGCCCUCAAGUUGCUAAAGAAGAGAAGAAGUGAGGAGGUUGGAGCUGCUGACUGAAGAGAAGAUCGAUUUGUUUCCUGCAUGUUGACUGUUUUGUGUCACGAGAAACUCUUCACAUGCAUCACAAACUGUUUAACCCAAAUCCUUUUUUUGUGUUUGCACCACUUUCAUUUUCUGGAGUCAUCAUGUAUCUUCGUCACUGUUGUGUUAGUAUCAUGUGUACCACUGGAUUACUGAAUUCUACUCUCAUUUAGUAGAGUAGAGAUUAAUGGAUAAUUGUGUCCAGUAAAUAUGCAUAAUAGUCAAAGAAGGUAGCAAUGUCAUCUUGUUUCUCAUUCUUUUCAGCUGAUCUAAAGAAAUGGAUUGCAGUGUUUGGACUUGUUUGUGUGCUUACAAAGGUCAAUAUAUAUGCUUCAAAAACAUAAGUGAGUGAUUUCAUUCAGUCAUAUUAUCAAGUAGUGGCAUUACAGUGUAGUCAGUAGUGGUGCACCAGUAAAAUUGCCAUCCUGAUAGCUUUAGCAGCCGUGGCAUUCAGAAAAUGAAUGAGAGCAUGCCAGAGAUACUCAGAGGUCCAGAGGAAUGGACAAGAGUUGUUGAGGGCUUAGUUUUAUUGUAACAAAGCCUCGCUAAAGCCAGAGGUGUGAGGCAUGUGCCUAACGUGCACGCCACAGACGGAUGUGUGUGAAGUGCUGGAAUAGCUAUGAUGUCCUUUUACCACUGGGGACAUGUGAGAGUGAAGAGGAACACAUGGUGGUGUUCUUCAAGCGGGAGCUGCUGUAAAAUCACUCCACAGUUAUUCCUUUGAUGCCUUCAAUGUAAAUAUUUCCUGUGUCCUCUCAACGUACAGCUGCAAAAGAUCCAGUGAGCCUUUGUAUAUGUGCCGGGCCACUAUUAACAUAAAUGACGAAUGCCUUACAGCGCCUCCACUUUUGCCAGGUGUCUUGACACAGGGAUUCACCAAAAUCCAUAAAUUACAAGUGAAAAGGCGACACGGUUCAAAGCUAAACAGGACUUCUCAAAUGGCACGUCUGUUUCUUUAUACAACCCCAGAGGUUAUUUUUCAUUCAUCACCAAGUUACAGCUCACUACACGAGUAAAGGGAGCCAGCAGUGGUGGACAACAUGACUGGAGGUGAAAGGAAACUCCACCGAAUGGCCCAAAGGGUCUUAAACGGAAAGGUCUCGUUUAAACAAAACAGUUCCUCCCUGAAAUGAUGUCUGCUUUGCGCUUUGCAGCUGAAACUAUUUAACAAGACCAAGUCUACAGCUAGCAGCUCUGUGGGGCACAGCAGUGCUUCAAGCAAAAUGCUAACAUUAGCAGCGGUGGAAGAAGUAGUAGAAAAGUAACAAUACCACAGUGUAGAAUACUUAAAGUUAAAGUCUAAAGGCAGUCAAAAUGUUGCUUAAGUAAAAAAAAGUAUUAGCUUCAUCAUACACUUAAAGUACAAAACUGAAUAUACUAAAGCAUUAAUGUAAAAACUUUAAUAUUGCAGCUGAAAAAGGUGCUGCCAAUAAAUGCAUCAUGAUUUAUUAGUUGAUUUUGUAUUAAUAAUCUGAAUCUGCAAAAUAACUGGUAACUAAAGCAGUCAAAUAAAUACUUAAUAAAUUAAUAAUAUGAAUAAAAGCGGAGCAGUAGCCUACAUAUUAGCAUGCAAUGGAAAUACUCAAGUAAAGUACAAGUACCCCAAUAUUGUACUUAAAUAAAUUCACUGAAUAACUUUCCACUACGGAAUGUCAGUUUGCCAACAUGCUCACAAUGACAAUGCUAACACGAUGUUUAGUAGGAACUUAUUGUGUUCACCAUAUUAGUUCAUUGUUUAAGCAUGCUUACAUUGUUAUGUAGUAGAUUUCACUAUUUCACUUUUAAAUUUUUUUUUCACUUUGACCUUACUCAAUAGGAAAAGUCAGGGGAUCACCAAAGUAUAAGGAUUGAUUCUCUAGGGAUCAUGAAUGUCAAAAUCUCAUGGCAAUCCAUCCAAUAGUUGUUGAGAUAUUUCAGUCUAGACCAAAGUGAUGGACUGCCUAGUUGCUAAAAAUUGAUUUUUUGGAAAUUUUUCUGAGCAGAAAUUAGACACUUUAUCUUUACUGCCAACUAAGUUUACAUAAUUUCUCUUAAGUGAUCGGACUAUUUGACGGUACUCAGUUUGGAGUAUGUAACAAAGGUUUGGUAAGUAGAACGAUACGUCCUCACUUUUGAUUGGUCAGAGUCCAAUGGGGAACUCUGCUGGGAGUAAAAAAUGUCAAUAUUUUCAUUUUCAGGUAAUCUGACCUUUCUAUGCCAUAUUACAAUAAUAUUUUUUUUCUAUAUUAUCUCCAAUCCCAGGAAUCAUCUGUGCAGCAACUUAAAAGUGGCAGAGUUGCCAGAAAGAAGUUUUAAACAAAUAAAAAUGUACAAUAAUUUCAUACAUAUUUGAUAAAGAUAACGGUCGCUGUAGUGUUUUAAUUUUAACACCAAGGUAAAUAAAAAUGGUUGUGUUCUUCCAAUUUUAUUCAUUCACAAUUUAUAGAAUUUUUUUAUCUACUUGAACAAAAUAAAACAACUUGGGGAGAUCGCACAUGAAAAACUACAAACAAGAUUUUAAUUUGAACUGAAAUUAAGUGAGAUUCUUUUUAUAAUCUGUAUUAUUCUGCAAGUUUGUAUCUAUAAAAGAUAAAACAAAUAAUUUCAUAGUUUAUAGAUAGGUUUAAAAAAAAUAAUCACAGUAUACAGUACAUAGAUUCCUCCCACAAUUUGCACCUAUCUAAAAUGAUGGUGUACAACCACGUGUCAAAAUAAAGCUAAGAAUGCAAACAAAAAGAAUCACAACAGAUGAAAACAGACUUUUCUUUUACAAAGCACUGCUGGUAGCCACUGCAGUCGAGGAGGUAGCUUCCUUAGUUAGCAUCCCAUUCUUGAUUACUAGUUUUCUUUUCAAAUAAUUUACAGACAAAUACAAAAAAAAAAAAAAACAAUAACCAACCUACUAAAAUAUUUGUACAUUUUCACCAGAUGGGACAUCUCAAACAAUCAAUGGACAUUUUGGUUGGUGCAAGAAUUUACAUACCCGGUCGAGACAAAUGACUACAUGGAAAACAGAAAAUAAAAUUCAGAGAUUAAAAUUAAAUGGUGCAUUAUAAGGACACAAGAAAGUCUUGUUGGUGGGAGAAAAUGUUUCCCUACAUUGCCUAAAUUCCUGAGCACUCACAUGACAUACACUUGUGUAUACACGCUCUGAGGGUGUAUCUACCUUUAAUGUGUACAGUCAUGCUCCAACACACCAAACAUCAGUCAAUCCCUCGUCACACGCAGUCUCAGGUCAGCUCUCAGGGUAAAAAAACAUCUACAUUAAAAUACUUUACUAUAUAAAAUUGCUCUUUUGAGGACCUGUACAAUAAUACAGACUGCAAUGAACAUACAGUAAGUGUGUACAAUGCAACUGGAUUAGAAAGACACUGGAGGAAGUGAAUUAGUUUAAAGAUUGGCCUUAUUUUCAUACUUUCAUACCAUCGUGCCCAUUUAUUGUGGUCAAAAUGUUGCCAAUUAUUGCACUGUAGAGCAGAAAAGUGAAGAUCCACAAUGCAGAUACUUCUUUAAAUAUCUGUGGUUGAAUAAUAAUUACCCAUAUUUCAAAUAUAAUGGUCCAUUUUAUACUUUUUGACACUGCAUACUUUCUUUUUGACUCAGCUGGCUGCCAGUCUUGUGCUGUGUUCACAUCAUGUUGGAAGAAGUGAAAGAGUGGGAUUAAAUUCAUGUGUUUAACUUGGACGGUAUUAAUGUGUUUAACUUGUCGCUCACAAGCCAAAUUAUGCUUAAUGAUACAUUUUUAAUCAAGCAGAAAUGUAUGUCAGCUAUCACUCUUCUCAUAAGUUCAACUUGUGUGAUUAAUAGUUGCAUUUUUGGAGAGUUCCUGUUUGUUGCUUGUUGUUCACCAAAUAAAACCAAAGUUAACUUUUUUCUUUACUGACA